CUAGAAAAGCGAUAACGUGAUCGGAUCGAGCCUUAGCUUGGAUCAUCUAUCUAUAUAUCUAUCCUACUACUAAAUGGAUAUUAAUGAUGUGGUUGUUGGUUCUGUAUCCGAGAUGAUGCAAAAUGAUCAUCGUAAUUUGUUAUCGGUUAAGAAUAAGAAAAUUAAGAAGCCCAGAUUUGCUUUUCAAACUAAAAGUCAGGUUGAUAUACUUGAUGAUGGCUAUCGAUGGAGAAAAUAUGGACAAAAGGCUGUCAAGAACAACAAUUACCCAAGAAGCUACUACAGAUGUACUCAUGAAGGAUGCAAUGUGAAGAAGCAAGUACAGCGCCUUUCCAAAGAUGAAACAGUUGUAGUGACUACUUACGAAGGAAUGCAUACUCAUCCUAUUCAAAAGCCCAGUGAUAAUUUUGAACAAAUCCUCCAUCAGAUGCAUAUUUUUCCUAAUCCUCCAUGCCAUUUAAUUAAUUAAUGCUCUCUUAUUACACUCUCAAAACAAAUAUUUACUACAACUGCUACCUAAGAUCAUUACUAUAUAUAUUUGUUUCUUUAUUAGUAUUAGUAAACUACUGUUUCACAGCUAAUUAAAUUCAACCUCUCUUCUACUUUCACCCUCAAUUUUAAAUUUUUGACAUACAUAACACCUUCUCUUUCAAAAUUUUGGUGUUUCACAAAUUCAGUAAAGGUACUUUAAGCAAUUUUUGUGUUAUUGGGA
Molecule: messenger RNA, 712 nt
Organism: Solanum pennellii
Lineage: Eukaryota; Viridiplantae; Streptophyta; Magnoliopsida; Solanales; Solanaceae
Product: probable WRKY transcription factor 45
Exons: 2
Coding region: 74-469 (131 amino acids)
Biological process (GO): regulation of DNA-templated transcription
Molecular function (GO): DNA-binding transcription factor activity; sequence-specific DNA binding
Source: RefSeq, a predicted model, not a curated record